GGGAGGGCGAGAGUCUCUGACUCAGGGCUGGUAGCCAAGCUGGGCUCUCAUUUCCGGAGGGGGAAAUGAGAGGCAAGAGCCCAAAGGGAAUGAGGGGGUGGGUAGGUUCCUGGAAACUAAAGGUACAGAGGCUGGCCACCUGGGUCAGCGCGAGGAGGGCACUGGAGGCCUGAACUUCUCCCACGGAGGAGGGGGCUGGGGUUGGAAGUUCGGGGUCUGAGGAAGGAGAGGCCUGGGGUCCUGGACCCCUGGGUCUGGAGACGUUUAUGUCAAAUCUCUGGAGAGUGACGUAGGCUUCCUGGGUUUGAUUUAUGGCAUGACCACCAUCACCCUGCUCCGGACGGGGUGGGGUAGGGGUGGCUGUGGGCAGGGCCACCCUGACGAUGGUUCCAACUUCAGGUGUGCAGCAGAGCCAAGCCUUUGAACCCCAACCUGGGGCCCCAGCCUCGGCGGCGGGAGGCUGGGAAGAGAAACUGGCUUCCACUCCCGCCUGUUCCUUCCCGUGCUCGGGGGAGAGGCUGCCUCCGGGAGGUGCCGGGCUAGAAAGGAGCUGUCAUGCGCGGGGUCCUCCACUCCCUCCGUAGGAGAGGCUGGGGGCCGCGACUCUGCAAUUUGCAGGCGCACGGAGCAGCCUGGCGAACAGGUUCUUCACCCCCACCCGGAGGGCGAGGCGGAGGGCGGAGAAUCUUCCUCCCCGCCCGGGCCUGGUGUCCAGGGGCCGUCCCUAGCGGCCGGGGCGUGGCCGGACUCCGCGCAUCCAGGUACCCAGGGCAGACUGUGAGCCCCGGCGCCGGGGAAGGAGGAGAAGUCGAUGGACCCGAACACCUGGGUCCAGCAUUGCGUUUGGGCGCUAGAAGUCCACGUCCACCGAAGGAUGCGGCUGCUGGAGGCCAGGUAGGCCGGCCCUGGAGAGCCCUGUGGCUGGCCGAGGCCGACGAGGAGGGGCCUGGGCGUAGGUCCCCGGGUCUGGGGAGGGCAGGGGGCGGGGGCUCCCACCCUAGCCUGGGGCGCCAGGACGGGGGCGGGGCUCCGCCCUGGACCUACCUGCCUAGCCCGGGAGGGGCGGAGGCUGCGAGCCUCGGAACCGCGCCCAUCUCCUUCCUCUCCUCCCCGAGCCCUUGGAGCCAGUCGGGGGAAGAGGCAUGGAGGGGAGGGCUGUCGAGCCUUGGGACCUGGAGUUCGGGGUUCCGGGGGCGGCCGGAUGUGGGCUGCACUUGCGGACGGCGCGCUCCAGCCUCGCCAAGCCGACUGCGGAUCCUCAGUCCGCCAGGAGCUCAGCCCCCUGCCUCCCUCUCAGGAAUCUGGACUAUCCACCCAGAUGGCCGCUUCGGUAACCAGAUGGGGCAGUACGCCACCCUGCUGGCCCUGGCCCAGCUCAACGGUCGCCAGGCGUUCAUCCUGCCCGCCAUGCACGCCACCCUGGCCCCCAUGUUCCGCAUCACCCUGCCGGUGCUGGCCCCCGAGGUGGACGGCCGCAUGCCGUGGCGGGAGCUGCAGCUGCAUGACUGGAUGUCGGAGGACUACGCCCACUUGGAGGACGCCUUUCUGAAGCUCACGGGCUUCCCCUGCUCCUGGACCUUCUUCCACCACCUCCGCGCCCAGAUCCGCCGGGAGUUCACCUUGCAUGAGCACCUGCAGCAGGAGGCCCAGGGUCUACUGAGCCAGCUCCGCCUGGGCCACACGGGGGACCACCCUCGCACCUUUGUGGGCGUGCACGUGCGCCGGGGAGACUACCUGCAAGUCAUGCCCCAUCGCUGGAAGGGUGUGGUGGGCGAUCGCGCUUAUCUCCAGCAGGCUAUGGACUGGUUCCGGGCCCGGCACGAAGCCCCCGUCUUUGUGGUGGUCAGCAACGGCAUGGCCUGGUGUAGGGAGAACAUUGACGCCUCUCGGGGGGAUGUGAUCUUUGCUGGCGACGGGCAGGAGGGUUCACCAGGGAAGGACUUCGCGCUGCUUAUGCAGUGUAACCACACCAUCAUGACCAUUGGGACCUUUGGCUUCUGGGCCGCCUACCUGGCUGGUGGAGACACUGUCUACCUGGCCAACUUCACCCUGCCUGACUCCAACUUCCUUAAGAUCUUUAAGCCCGAGGCCGCCUUCCUGCCCAAGUGGGUGGGCAUUAAUGCGGACUUGUCUGCACUCCAGUAGCUGGCGGGGCCUUGAGCAGCAGGGAGACUUUCUGGAAUCUCUCAUCAGUCUGGGACCAGCAUUUAUGCAUCUCCAGAGGCCUGGCAACUUCUGGAGAAGCUUGUGGUGGUAGUCCUGCAGCAGGCGGACCCCCAUUUCUAGAGGAAUUCUAGCUGGCUAGACCUGGAGAGAAAGGAGGGCUUUCCGUAGCUGUCGGAUAUUCUAGAACCAGCAGAAGAUCUUUUCCUGUUGGUUGGCAAUGCCCAGAGAGGUUCAUGUCAGUUCUAGAAGGCAAUGCCUACCUGCUCUUCCCAGCCCGUAUCCAGAGUACUUCUAGAUGGCUGCACCCCAAGAACGGGCAACUCCCCCUUCUAAUGUUGCCCCUCGUCUUUUCUAGAAGAGAGGUUCAGUCCUCAGGAUGGAAGGAAUUUGUGGGUAUUCUAGAGCAAGCACGCACCAACUCCUCUUCUGUGUUUCGGGAGUCGUUCUAGAGAGGGUCAGUUUUAGUGCCUGUGAAGAAUCCUGCAGGGCUUUUCCAAAGGGGAUGGGGUUCUGGAAUUCCACGAGCAUCUCAGGAAGGUACAAUCCGAAGCUCAAUGCCUCAGCCACUUCCAGAAAGAUUGGUGGGAGACAAACUAUCUGUAGCUGUGAGCAGCCCUGAAAUCUGUCCGCCCUCUCAGCCCCUGAAAAAAAAAAAA
This is a messenger RNA of Ailuropoda melanoleuca (giant panda), 2822 nucleotides long. It is a transcript of the gene FUT1, whose product is annotated as fucosyltransferase 1 (H blood group). Gene Ontology annotation, biological process: carbohydrate metabolic process. Gene Ontology annotation, molecular function: galactoside 2-alpha-L-fucosyltransferase activity. Gene Ontology annotation, cellular component: membrane. The transcript is spliced from 3 exons. The coding region runs from base 556 to 2145 and encodes 529 amino acids. NCBI's taxonomy places the organism in Eukaryota, Metazoa, Chordata, Mammalia, Carnivora, Ursidae. The record is from RefSeq and is a predicted model, not a curated record.